Molecule: messenger RNA, 4240 nt
Organism: Argiope bruennichi
Lineage: Eukaryota; Metazoa; Arthropoda; Arachnida; Araneae; Araneidae
Gene: elgi
Product: E3 ubiquitin-protein ligase NRDP1-like
Exons: 6
Coding region: 358-1314 (318 amino acids)
Biological process (GO): tumor necrosis factor-mediated signaling pathway; protein K63-linked ubiquitination; positive regulation of JNK cascade
Cellular component (GO): plasma membrane signaling receptor complex
Molecular function (GO): ubiquitin protein ligase activity
Source: RefSeq, a predicted model, not a curated record
GAUUCUCUACCAGAAGGCAAGACAGAAUGCAAUGCGAAGUGAAAAUAUUUUGAUAAUUCGUGCUGUUUGACGAUGAUAUGUAUUAAAUUUUUGCCUUGCUGAUUUAAAUCUUGUAUAUAACAUGGUAAACUAUCUUGUGCUGAUGUGAAACAUCGUUUAUCUGGCUUUUUAUUGGCUCAUAAUGAUUGUAUUUUCUUUUAUUUUUUUUGUUGUUAGAUUCUGUUCAUGAAAGAAUCAGAAGUUUUGGUUUUUGGUUAGUUGAGGGUACAUUUUUAUUGAUGGUUAAUUUUUUAUGAAUUUUGACCUCAUCUAUAAUUCCUCGUAUAAGCAUUGCAGAGUGCCAAUUUCUGCCGUGAAAUGGGAUACGAUAUUACUCGCUUUGAGGGAGAAGUUGAUGAAGAGUUAAUCUGUCCUAUCUGUUCUAGCGUUUUGGAAGAACCUUUGCAUGCUCCACAGUGUGAACAUGCAUUUUGUAAAAGUUGCAUCAAUGAAUGGCUUUCCAGACAACCUUCUUGCCCAGUUGAUAGACAGCCUAUUACGCCAAAUGAACUCAAACCUGUUCCUCGCAUAUUGCGAAAUCUCUUAUCUCGAUUGCUAAUUAUGUGUGAUAAUGCAAGCUUUGGAUGUACUGCAGUAGUCAAAUUAGAACGCUUAGAGGUUCAUAAAGAAGAAUGUGAGCAUAACCCUAAAAGACCUGUACCAUGUGAACAAGGUUGUGGACUAGUCAUUCCUAAAGAUGAAUUAAGGGAUCAUAAUUGUGUCAGAGAAGUAAGACUGAUGCUUCAAAGCCAGCAGCACAGAAUAAAUGAAAUGCAGUGUGCAAUAAAUGAAAUACGAAGAGAUAUCGGUUUGCUGAAGGUGAACUGUAUCAUCAAAUCUUGUAUGCAGGAAUGCAUUCGUGCUGUAAGAUUAUCAAAUCCUAGUGUUCCAGCUGUUGUGGAGACAUUGGAGCAAGAUGAAACAAUAAGAUGGGCCAAUUCCUUGCAGAGAGCUCGAGUCACUCGUUGGGGAGGCAUGAUAUCUACUCCAGAUUCAGUACUCCAAACAAUGGUUAGAAGAGCUCUAAGUGAAAGUGGUUGCCCUCCACAUGUAACAGCUGAACUAAUGGAAAAUGCCCAUGAAAGGCGGUGGCCUACAGGGUUGAGCACAUUAGAGACUCGACAGUCAAAUAGAAGAUACUAUGAAAAUUAUGUUUGUAAAAGAAUUCCUGGCAAGCAAGCUGUUGUUGUUAUGGCAAUUGAUAAUCCUCACAUGAAUGAUGAUAUGGUGCUAGAACCAGGAUUAGUGAUGAUUUUUGCACAUGGUAUAGAAUGAUGUAAGGCAAUGAUUGCUGCAACGUAUCAUUUAUGUGCAUAUAUUUUUCAUUCAAAAUGAGUUCAUCUUCAGCAAGUGUAAUUGAAUUCUGAAUAUCAUUUUGCUGUGAAUAUAAUAUCAAAACUUUCAAAAUGAGUGUUAUUCAGAAAUUGCAGAAUAUGAAGAAUCUAUGAGAAAUGUGUUUUCAGAUCUGAUUUUUAUUGAUUUAUCAAAUGUUUUUAGGGAUUGUGUUAAUUUAAUGUGGGGGUGCCAUCACGCUGAAAUAUAAUAAUAAUGCUAUUUAAAUACUGGUUUAGGUAUCAGUCUGGCUUAAAUAUUUGCAAUUAAAUAUUUUAAAUAUCUAGUUAUUUACUUAUCCAUUGAAUUCUUUUAAUAUUAAUUGUUUAUUUACAGUAAUGACGUCUUUAAAAACACCUGUAAAAAGUACUUUUUUUGUCUGCAUUAUAUAUGUAUAUUUUCAUGACAUAUUAAGUCAUUAGCACUUUCUAAACAUUUGAAAAAAAAAAUUGGUUUUGGAGUGGUUCUCAUGUAUUUUUUCAUGUAUUUUUAAUUUUAAUAUAUUGAUUACCAAGAAAGAAUAUAAAAAUAUCCAUGUUUAUAUUUUUUGAAUAAAAUUUUUUAAAUUGCUUAUACCAAUGUAAGAUUCUUUUUUUAUUAGAUGCUUUGGUUUUGGGGCACAUUCUAAGAUUCAUUUUUAGUUCCAUCUAGUUUAAAUUGACAUCUUUUUUAUGAAUGCUGCAACUCUUCAAUGCAGUUCUCAUCAAUUUAAUAUUUCUGUGAUAAAUUGCUCGAUAUUUUGAGAGUAAUUAAUAUUUUUCAUGCAGUCUUUUGAAAAGAAUUAUAUUUGGAAAUGAAGAAUUCCAGCCACAUAAGAAUUUAUGUUGAAGCACAACUUUUGUAAUGACAUUCUUGUUAUUAUUUGAGUCUGACAGUCAUCUUGGAAAAAGACUGAUAUGGUAUGCAAAUUAUUUCCUUUUGAAUUCUGAAUUUCUUGUUAUUGGCAGCAUUAUUGUAAACAUUAUUUUUCAAUGAAAAAUUAGAGUCAGUUUCAAUUUAAUUAAAUUAUCCAUUGUUCAUUUUAAUGAGUAUAUACAACUCAUAACUUUUCUUUAUAGUGUUAUGUUAUAAAAUUUUAACCAGUUUAAUUUUUCAGUUGAAUCAUUUUUUUAAAGAUGCGUAUUCUCAGCAAUGCAAUAAAUUUCUUUUUAUAUACAUUUAGAAAAUUUUCAUUUCCAUUAAAAUGUGAUACAAAAUGAAAUAUUUUAAUCUCUCCCAACUCAGCCCACUCUCAUUUACUGAAAUUUAUGAAAGUGUAGUGACAGAAUAGUUGCAAUGUCUGUAUGCUUUACACCAUUGGGCUUUAUAAUAUCAGGUCCUUUCGGAGUUAAAAUUUGUUUGAAUUGAUUUGACUAAUGUAAUUGGAAUGACUUUAAUUUUUUUUUUGCACAUAUUAAAGAAAACAUGCAUGUGCAGAGUUACAAAUAAAUAUGACCUCUUUUGUGUUUAAUCCGAAUUACUGUAUGUCUUUUAUUGCUGUUUUAUCAAAUGACUAGAGUUCUAAACAGAGCCCUUUUAGUCAGUAACAAACCUAAGAAAACUACAUUUAUAUUUCAGUUUUCCUUUUGUUUCAUUGUAUGGUGGCAACUUAUGUAUUGAGGUAUAUUGUAUGUAUAUUCAGAAAGUUAAUGUAAUGACCAUUUGUUUGGAUUCAUAUACAAACUUAAUGUUUUGAGAACAUUGGUGUGUUACCUUUGAUGAUAGUUGUAAUUAUCUUUCUUUGAUAAUGUGUUUUUGAAAAAGGGAAUAAUGACUAACAUGUACAUGUCAUCUGAAUACUAUUCAAAAUUAUGAGGAGUGUGCUGUAGCUAUCUUUUAUUUUUAAAUCAUCCCAUUCCAAUCACUGCUAAAAGAUAUAUAUAUGAAUUAUAUAGGUUAUUUUCUCUUCCACAUACAUUGUUAAUUAUGAAAUAUAUUAUUGAUAGUAGUGAAUUUUUCUGAACUAAUUUUAAUGGAGAUUGUUUAAUUUCAAAUUGGAAUUGAAUUUAGACAGUCUGGUUUGUUCUAGUAAAUUUUCUCUUGUGUUCAGUAAUCAUCAAAUAUUUUAUGAGUAACAAGAAUAAUAGUUAACAGUUCUUUUGGUUUAAAUACAUUUUAAAAAAAAUCCAGGAUUUGUUUUGUCAUUUCAUUUUUGUACAUUAUGAAUUUUGUUACGAGUUCUCUGUAUGGGUGAGGAUUUUAUAUAUGUAAGCCUUUUCCAUUUUUAUUGAAUACUGAGGUUUUGUAUUAAUGGUCUCUCUUAUUGGAGGAUUUGUUAUAAAAGUAUUUCUUGAACUUAUCAAAUGUAAUGAGAUCACUUUUUAAAUCAUUGUGUAUUUUUUUGGGUAAACUUAAUAAGUCUGAACAAAAUUUGCCCAACAUUUUUCAUACGCGACACAUUUCUGCAAAAACGUAGAUUUCAGCGUUUUCGGAAUCGAAUUUUAUCAUUCUUGAGAUCGGAUAAUUUUCUUUUAUGUAAUAAUUUUAUGAUAUUUUUAAUAUCUCAAACUCUUUUUGUAUAAAUUUAUUCGUUUGAUUGUUCAAUUAAUCAUAUUAACUUUACAUCUCUGUGAUUAUGUUUGGCACAAUUCAUUAUUUAUGAAGUUCACUUUAUUUUUUGUUCUAAGCAUCUAUCUUAUCUAAUUUUUCAAGAACUGUGUUAACCAAUCUUUUGGGAAAGAAUUAUUUUUGAAGUUUUCUUUGUGUCAUGUUUUUGUCCUUUGUUAUGUAGCCUUUUUUGAGCCUGAGAAACAUUCAGAUCGUUGUUUUCUCACACAUAAAAAAAGUGUUAUAGCAUGUUUCAAAUUCGUUCUCAGUAUUAGAUCACAACUGUUACUUUAUAUUUGUAGUGCAUUUGAUGAAGUCCAUGCAAAUAAAUAUAACACUUAUA